Messenger RNA from Coregonus sp. 'balchen', 9854 nucleotides. The record is from the annotation of a GenBank genome assembly. Lineage: Eukaryota; Metazoa; Chordata; Actinopteri; Salmoniformes; Salmonidae.
AUGGAAACCAUCUCCGGGGAAAUGGGUUGGGAUGGAUUAGGCCACUCCUCUCUGGCAUCCGUGACGACAGGAAUAACCAACCUCACUUCCUCCCUCUUCUCCGACUUCACAUCCCUUAACAGUUCUCAUGGAGGGGCAGGUUCCUAUUACUGGAUUAUCCCCGAGAACACUUCAGCCACCACGCCCCACGCCUUACCCCAGCCCAGGGUGAGGGAUCUGGGCCUGGCCCAGGCGGAGAUAGGGGUCCUGGGCCUGGUGCUGGCCCUCACUACCCUGGGGAAUGGCUUUGUACUCUGGGUGCUGCUCCGCAGGAGGAAACACAACGCUCCCAUGCAUCUGUUCAUGGUCAACCUGUGUCUGGCUGACCUGGUGGUGGCGCUGUUCCAGGUGAGACUGACACCUCAGAGAUUAGAGUCAACUCCAGUUUUCUUGGGAUUGACCCCAGCCCUGUUUCGAUUGCUAGGCACCACAUGACUAUACAGUAAUCAACAUCAGUAGCCUAUGAGUGACCUAAAUCACAAUGACAUGCUGAAUGGAGAGUGUGGUAAAGCUAACAUGACCAUGAUUCUGUCCCUUCUAGUCUGUUUACUAAUGGAUUUGAGCGCAACAAUAUGAAUUAGUCAACUAUUCCUACACCUCUAAAUCAUUGUUACAGAUGUAGGAUCUUAAUUUAUUUUUGUUGCUGAGAAAUGCAAACUUGCAGUGUAUUUGAGUUUUAAAAAGGCUUCUAAAGUUUGUCAUUUCCACUUUGAAACGUUUGACUUGAUUUGCCAUAAAGAACAAUGUAGCAACCUCUACCAAAAUGUCCAUGAAUUAUAAUCCACAUAAUAAUUCACAUGUUCUGUUUCUGCAGGAUUAUUUUCCUGCUGUAGCAAACUGGCUCAAAUUAAGAUCCUACAUCUGUAUAUGACCCUGUCCUAAAUGACUAACACACAUUCACCUACUAGUUUAUGAUGGGCGCAGUUCUCAAAAUACAAUGGAAAUGGCGUGAGCAUUCAAAUAAAUGUUAUUAUUAUUAUUAUUAUUAUUCCAUUGCUAUGGGAGUCAGUCUACUCUGUUCCAAUGUCCACACUAGCAUGUAUUGAUUCAUGGAUUCUAAGUAGAAUGCUAGUAUCUAAUGUAGCCACGCUAAAUAUUCUCUUAUUUCCUGUUGAUCCCUCAGGUUUUUCCCCAGCUGGUGUGGGACAUCACAGAAAGGUUCCAGGGGCCAGAUUUUCUGUGUCGCUCAGUAAAGUACCUGCAGAUCGUAGGGAUGUUUGCGUCCUGCUAUAUGAUCGUAGCCAUGACGGUGGACCGGCAUUAUGCCAUCUGCUGCCCACUGCAGGCCUAUCGUGGUGGGUCCGUGUCGCGCUGGAACACCCCUAUUAUGACGGCCUGGGGCCUGGCCUUACUGCUCUCUAUACCACAGGUAGGAACACUAUCACUGACCCCUGACCCCCUGGCCCUGCUGCUCUCCAUACCAGAGGCAGGUAGGAACACUGAGCUUAAGCUUGAACCUAAGCCUUAACCUUAACUCCAUCCUGCCUGGCCCUGCUGCUCUCCUUACCACAGGUAGGUACUGAGGGGACACUUACCCUAACCUUAGUGUUAUGUCCGCAUCUCAGCUAAACCCAAACCCUCAACCUAGCUUCAUGUCCACAUCCCAGCUCAAACCUAACCAGUGGAAGUUCGUGCUGUUCAAGAUUAGGGAGGACAAUUUUUACGUUUGAUUAGCAUGGCUUUAUUUCUAUUACAGCAUAUUGGAUGACCGUCAUUCAUAUUCCAUUCACCCAGUUCAAUGUAACAUCGGUAGGUUUAGGCUACUACAUGAUACUCAAAUUUACCCUAUACUCAUUAUGAGGUUGCUAGAACCUAGCCUAUGAAUGAACAUUCAUUACGUAAGUAAACAGGUUGAGAGACAAAUUGGAGAAAUCAAGGUGACAGAAAGUAACACAAUCAAUUGUCAUAAACCGUCGUGGAUGUGGUGGAGGAGUCAAGCGCAGAAAGCAGAGGUUUAGUCCAACAAGACUUUUAAUAGUCUCAAAUGCAAGAUAACAAACCCCGACCUCGAUAACACGAAGUGGCGAGGGAAAAUUACGCACACGCGUAAAACACUAAACAUGGAAAAAUGACACGGAAAACAAACACGUAUCAUAUACAAAGUGGCAACGGAAAAACAAUACACAAAUACCCUAGAUUACAACAUGGAACUUAGAAGACACGUAAUCAACUCACAAACAGACACAGGUGUGACAGACAGACAAAAGCAAUCAAACUCAGAAACAUAGAGCGGUGGCAGCUAGUACUCCGGGGACGGCGAACGCCGAAGCCUGCCCGAACCAGGAGGAGGAGCAGCCUCGGCCGAAACCGUGACAUCAAUACCCCCUUGCCUGCAUCUAGCUGAUCUGGGGUGCAAUCAUUGGUCCAAACAGUUGCAAAACGUUCCUUUCUAUUGGACAAAUUUAAGUAGGUCCCUCCCCGUUUCGUUUAGUUUGCUUUCGUUCAAGAAAUGUUUUGCAACAGAAUCGGUGUAAUAAAUACACCCCUGACCUGUGACCAGGUGCAAAAUCUUCUCCAGGCCAAACCUUCAUACCAUAACCACUAGCCGCUACACAGCCUACAUCAUUGUCACCAUAGUAACAUUAUAGUCAACAAACUAGAACUAACGCGUUAGUAAACCCACAAUCCAAUCCAUGUGUACAAUCACGGCAAGCAGUUUAGCAGUUACACCGGCGGGCCCCGGAGGCAAUGAAUUAAUAAAACCGAACGCUUACCUUGACUUGGAAAAGUUGCAGUCUUGGAUAGCCCUAGCCAGCUAGCUAACGUAAAUAGCAUUCCUCUCUGUUUGAGUCAGGUUUUAUUUAUACAUUUUGUAUUUUACCCUUAUUUUACCAAAAUAGAUAGUAAACAAAAGUGAAAUAAACAAUAAAUAUUAACAGUAAACAUUACAAUCAGAAGUUCCAAAAGAAUAAAGACAUUUCAAAUGUCAUACUAUGGCUAUAGUUGAAGUCAGAAGUUUACAUACACUUAGGUUGGAGUCAUUAAAACCACUGCACAAAUUUCUUGUUAACAAACUAUAGUUUUGGCAAGUCAGUUGCAUGACACAAGUAAUUUUUCCAACAUUUGUUUACAGACAGAUUAUUUCACUUAUAAUUCACUGUAUCACAAUUCCAGUGGGUCAGAAGUUUACAUACACAAAGUUGACUGUGCCUUUAAACAGCAUGGAAAAUUCCAGAAAAUGAUAUCAUGUCUUUAGAAGCUUCUGAUAGGCUAAUUGACAUCAUUUGAGUCAAUUGGAGGUGUACCUGUGGAUGUAUUUCAAGGCCUACCUUCAAACUCAGUGCCUCUUUGCUUGACAUCAUGGGAAAAUCAAAAGAUAUCAGCCAAGACCUCAGAAAAAACAUUGUAGACCUCCACAAGUCUGGUUUAUCCUUGGGAGCAAUUUCCAAACGCCUGUACAAACAAUAGUACGCAAGUAUGAACACCAUGGGACCACGCAGCCGUCAUACCGUUCAGGAAGGAGACGCGUUCUGUCUCCUAGAGAUGAACGUACUUUGGUGUGUAAAGUGCAAAUCAAUCCCAGAACAACAGUAAAGGACCUUGUGAAGAUGCUGGAGGAAACAGGUACAAAAGUAUCUAUAUCCCCAGUAAAAUGAGUCCUAUAUCGACAUAACCUGAAAGGCCGCUCAGCAAGGAAGAAGCCACUGCUCCAAAACCGCCAUAAAAAAGACAGGCUACGGUUUGUAACUGCACAUGUGGACAAAGAUCGUACUUUUUGGAGAAAUGUCCUCUGGUCUGAUUAAACAAAAAUAGAACUGUUUGGCCAUAAUGACCAUUGUUAUGUUUGAAGGCGGACUUGCAAGCCGAAGAACACCAUCCCAAUCGUGAAGCACGGGGGUGGCAGCAUCAUGCUGUGGGGGUGCUUUGCUGCAGGAGGGACUGGUGCACUUCAAAAAUAGAUGGCAUCAUGAGGAAGGAAAAUUAUGUGGAUAUAUUGAAGCAACAUCUCAAGACAUCAGUCAGGAAGUUAAAGCUUGGUCGCAAAUGGGUCUUCCAAAUGGACAAUGACCCCAAGCAUACUUCCAAAGUUGUGGCAAAAUGGCUUAAGGACAACAAAGUCAAGGUAUUGGAGUGGCCAUCACAAAGCCCUGACCUCAAUCCUAUAGAUCAUUUGUGGGAAGAACUGAAAAAAGAAUGUGCGAGCAACGAGGCCUACUAGCCUGACCCAGUUACACCAGCUCUGUCAGGAGGAAUGGGCCAAAAUUCACCCAAUUUAUUGUGGGAAGCUUGUGGAAGGCUAUCCAAAACGUUUGACCCAAGUUAAACAAUUUAAAGGCAAUAAACUUCUGACCCACUGGGAAUGUGAUGAAAGAAAUAAAAGCUGAAAUUAAUCAUUCUCUCUACUAUUAUUGUGACAUUUCACAUUCUUUAAAUAAAGUAGUGAUCCUAACUGACCUAAGACAGGGAAUUUUUACUAGGAUUAAAUGUCAGGAAUUGUGAAAAACUGAGUUUAAUUGUAUUUGGCUAAGGUGUAUGUAAACUUCCGACUCAACUGUAUAUACAGUGUUAUAACAAUGUGCAAAUAGUUAAAGUACAAAUGGGAAAAUAAAUCAACAUAAAUAUGGGUUGUAUUUACAAUGAUGUUUGUUCUUCACUGGUUGCCCUUUUCUUGUGGCAACAGGUCACAAAUAUUGCUGCUGUGAUGGCACACUGUGGUUUUUCACCCAGUAGAUAAGGGAGUUUAUCAAAAUUGGGUUUGUUUUUCGAAUUCUUUGUGAAUCUCUGUAAUCUGAGGGAAAUAUGUGUCUCUAAUAUGGUCAUACAUUUGGCAGAAGGUUAGGAAGUGCAGCUCAGUUUCCACCUCAUUUUGUGGGCAGUGUGCACAUAGCCUGUCUUCUCUUGAGAGCCAGGUCUGCCUACGGCGGCCUUUCUCUCUCUCUCUCUCUCUCUCUCUCUCUCUCUCUCUCUCUCUCUCUCUCGCUCUCUCUCUCAUACUGCAAGAAACGUCGCUCAACCCUAACCCUAGCCUCAAACACAACCAUAACAUGACAGCCUCUGCCGACUUACCGUUGACUUGAGCUUUCACCCAACCAUUUACAUAUGUUCUGCCCUCAGAACAAUAUAAAGGUAGGGACACUGGCCCCGCUGAUCAGUAUAGGCUACCUCAAGUGUGAACCAGGGACAGCUAGAUGACAUGCUGGCUCAGGAAAUGAAGUCUCAAUGGGACACUCCUGCCCUGACCCCAGGGCCUGCAGUCAAAUGUAAGAUGUUCCCUUUUUAGGCGUAUUUUUAGUAUCAUGAGAUCAGUGGAAGUUUCCUAGACAGUGUGGUCUCCUGUUCUGUUAGUUGUGAAGGAAAUGUAUGUUUGUUUUUGUUUUGACUCCCUCACCCCUCACCUCCCAAAAUUCCCCACCCUCUCCCUCCUCCUUCCUCCAACCUUCCCCUCUCCCCAGUUGUUCAUCUUCUCGCGGUCUGAGGUGUCUCCAGGAGAGUUUGAGUGCUGGGCUCACUUCGCUGAGCCGUGGGGGCUCAAGGCCUACAUCACCUGGAUGACUCUAGCAGUGUUCUUACUGCCAGCACUAAUCAUCACCGUCUGCCAGGUACUGUCUACUACUGAAACAGACACACACACACAUGCACGCACGCACACACACACACACACAGCCAGCCUUAAUGAUCACUGUCUGCCGGGUAUGACAACAAGGACACAACACAGUGUGACCACAGAACAAAAAUAUAAUAUAAUAGAAAUGUAUCCUUUUUCUACAUUGACAGUCACAGCGUUAACCGCGGUGCAAUGCCCUUGGAGGGUGCCUGGGAUCAGAGACCAGCUGCCCUCCGUUUACCAGUUCAGUUCCCAUUUCAUUAUCCUUAAAGCUCAGGUCAAAAGUAGUGCGCUAUAUAGGGAAUAGGGUGCAAUUUGGGAUUCACACCGUAUCUCUAACUUAUAGGCUACCUGCCACCCCCGAGAACAUACAAUACACAGAAUUCAAAAACUGAAGCAUGUCAAGCAUUAACGAUUUUGCAUUAAUGAAAUGUGCUGUGUUUUGAUGGAGCGGUAUUUGUCAGGUACUGUUGAAUAAGCUGCAGGGCGUCAGUUCUAUCAGAUCAGGGACAGGCUGGUGGGGUAGGUGGGGUGGCUGUACUGGCUGGUGUUGUGUAGCGUCCCGUGGGGGAUAGAGACAUUCUGGGCUGCCUCCCUCUGGUCCAGUCAGACUCAGAGAGAGAUCUAGCUGCUCUAUUUAAGGAAAGAUAUUUCCAGGGUCCGGCUAUUUUCUGUUUCCCCUGGCCUAAUUAAUACAGCCCACUGUUGACCCACUGCUGGGUGGCUGGCCUGUCAGAACACCACCCACUGUGAGAGACCCAGCGAGGAACCAGAAUAACAGCCAAAUGAACUUGAUCCAAGCCAAAGAUUAGGGACAUUGAAUUAAUUUGUGUUUCAUAUUAAGUGUAGAACUGGGUUCAAAUACUAUUUGAAAGUGUGUGAUUUAUCCUGCUUGGAGUUCCCCCGAUUGGCGAGUUUGCAGUUUUGGGACUAUUCUAUUGGUUCCAUUGUGCCAGGCAAGCUCAGUCAAGCACAGCUUAAGAGUCUGAAAUGAUUUGAAGUUGUGUUUGAACCCAGAUCUGAUCAAGUGACAUCCUUGCUAACAUGGUUUGGCAAGACAUUAUUCUAAGACCCAGUUUCUCAUGACCUGCUGGGGUCAUGUGCUUUUUCAGGAAACAGAAUCUAGGACUUUUAAUUGAGUUAGAAAGGACUAUAAGUCUGUGUUUGGAUAAGUCUGUGUUUGGUAUUUGUGUUGGGAUGAUUGGGUUUAGGAAUCGGUUCCAAAAUACUUCUCUGUGUGCACUCUUUUACUGUCUAGGUACAUUUGUUCUAUUAGUAUCUACAGGUAACUGCCAAAAUAAAGGAAACACCAACAUUACAUUUACAUUUUAGUCAUUUAGCAGACGCUCUUAUCCAGAGCGACUUACAGUUAGUGAGUGCAUACAUUAUUUUUAUUAGUUAGUGAGUGCAUACAUUAUUUAUUUUUCAUACUGGCCCCCCGUGGGAAUCGAACCCACAACCCUGGUGUUGCAAACGCCAUGCUCUACCAACUGAGCUACAUCCCUGCCGGCCAUUCCCUCCCCUACCCUGGACGACGCUGGGCCAAUUGUGCGCCGGUGAAAUCUCUUCAGAUUACCUCAAGAAAUUGACAACUAGAAUGCCAAAGGUCUGCAAGGCUGUAAUUGCUGCAAAUGGAGGAUUCUUUGACGAAAGCAAAGUUUGAAGGACACAAUUAUUAUUUCUUUUAAAAAUCAUUAUUUCUAACCUUGUCAAUGACUACAUUUCCUAUGCAUUUUGCUAUAUUUCCUAUUCAAACUCAUUCCAUGUAUGUUUUCAUGGAAAACAAGGACGUUUCUAAGUGACCCCAAACUUUUGAACGGUAGUGUAUAUUCCUGGGUACAGUUGCCCCAUUUUUUUCUCCCAUUGCUUCUGUCAUUCAACCCAACCUGAGUGCAACAAAAAGUUCAUUUACUUCCUCUCUUGUCUUUCCUUCCCCUCUUCUCACCCCCUUUCUUUGUCUAUGUCUCCAAUGUGCUGCAGUGAGUCUCAGGCUUCAUCCCAAAUUGCACCCUAUUCCCUAUUUCGUGCACCAGUUUAGACCAGGGCACAUAGAGUUCUGCUCAAAAUUAGGGCCCUAGUCAAAAGGAGUGGACUAUGUAGGGGAAAAGGGUGCCAUUUAGGAUGAACCUGUCUCCAAUGUGCUAUAGUGAGUCAGUCUCACAGUCUGAAUAGCAAACAGACAACAGGCUGAGAUUUUCCCAGGGAGGAGAGAGAAGAGAAGCUCCAGGGAAGACUUCAAUUGACUUGAGUCAUGUUGCAUUAUGUCAAGCAACUCUCUGUCAGUGUGUAACGGGAUGCAAAACUAAUAACUAUAUAUUUUUUCAAUAGCCCAGCGAAAACAACAAUAUAUUGUUACCAUUCCCAGGAUGUUUGGCAAGGUGGGGGGUUAUGUCCCCCUUGGGAAGCUGGAUCAUUUUGUCUUUUUAAAACACCUGUAACAGCCAUUUUCUGCAAUCAAGAACCUAUGAUACAACUAUAGAGAUCCUAUAUAUUAUUCUAUUGGUUCUAUAUGUAAUUCUAUGGAUAGAACUAAAGAAUACGGGUAGUAAAUUGUUCUCACCUGUACUGUAGUUCGCACCAGGCUACUACAUACAGUAGCAUGACCUGCAUACAUUUUACAUUUACAUUUUAGUCAUUUAGCAGACGCUCUUAUCCAGAGCAACUUACAGUUAGUGAGUGCAUACAUUAUUUUUCAUACUGGCCCCCCUUGGGGAUUGAACCCACAACCCUGGCGUUGCAAACGCCAUGCUCUACCAACUGAGCUACACCCCUGCCGGCCAUUCCCUCCCCUACCCUGGACGACGCUGGGCCAAUUGUGCGCCGCCCCAUGGGUCUCCCGGUCGCGGCCGGCUACGACAGAGCCUGGAUAACAUAAAGUGUCUUUAGGGCAUUGGUCCACCACGAGCCGCCAGAACAGCUUCAAUAGACCUUGGCAUAGAUUCUAUAAGUGUCUGGAACUCUAUUGGAGGGAUGCGACACCAUUCUGCCACACGAAAUCCCGUCAUUUGGUGUUUUGUUGAUGGUAGUGAGAAACGCUGUCUCAAGCGCCGCUCCAGAAUCUCCCAUAAGUGUUCAAUUGGGUUGAGAUCUGGUGACUGAGACACACACACACCCUUUAAACCCCCUAUGAUCCUUUGAGAUCCUUCUUUCAAAGUCACUGAGAUCUCUUCUUCUAGCCAUGGUAGCCAAAAUAAUGGGCAACUGGGCAUUUUUAUACAUAAUGGACCCUACGCAUAAUGGAAUGUUAAUUGCUUAAUUAACUGAGGAACCACAUCUGUGUGGAAGUACCUGCUUUCAAUAUAAUUUGUAUCCCUCGUUUACUCAAGUGUUUCCUUUAUUUUGGCAGUUACCUGUAUGUUUCUAUUAGUUUUAUGUAUUUUGCUCUUUUAGUAUCUAGCUGCAUACUUCAGACAUAUUCAGACUCAUUAAGACACAUUAAUUCAUUCAUUCAUUCGUUUAUUCAUCUAUUUCUUUCUCAUUCCAGAUCCGGAUAUUCAGAGAGAUUCACAACAAUAUCUAUCUGAAGUCAGAGAGGAUGGUGUCAGCAGAGCUAAAGAAGAACAAUGCUGUCAUCUUCCACUUCCACAGAGUCAAAAAGGAGGACGACAGAGCGACCAGGGAGUGGGGGAGAGAGGGAUGCAGAGGGGGGAGAGGAGCAGGAGUAGGAGGGGGACAGCUUCUAAAGACUAUGAACAACAACCCCUCCAGCUCUCUCUGUACCCCUCUCUCACCGCUCUCCCCCCAGUCUACAGCUGUUGUACCCCCAGAGUGCUAUGCCAACCUGUCCCCCUCUCCACAGUACAGCAGCUGUCACAACAACCACACAGCACCAACACAGCAAAGCCCCUUCAAUACCCCAGAUAACCUAACCCUCCACUCCAACCCUGGCCUCAGUGACCAAAGGGGCUCCAGUACAGCUGUAGUUCCCCCAUCAUGUGACACAUGCUCACAUGGAUCCCAUGGCCCAGUCACCUCUGGUGGUUGUGGUGGUGGUUCAUUGCCUCCUAACAAUGGUGGCUGUUACUGUCAUGAGUCCUACACAUCCUUUGAGCUCCCCUCCUCCCACCGAUGUGUCUCCUCUCCACGCCCCUCCCUGGAGUACCCUCCCCCACCCCCCCGGGCCCAAACGCCCCCAUCCAUCUCCAAGGCCAUGUCUAAGACGGUGAGGAUGACUCUGGUGAUAGUGUUGGUCUACACAGUCUGCUGGUCCCCCUUCUUCAUCGUUCAGCUGUGGGCCGCCUGGGACCCCAACCCUCCAGACCAAGGUUAG